Messenger RNA from Capra hircus (goat), 1737 nucleotides. RefSeq names its product regulator of microtubule dynamics 2 (gene RMDN2). The record is from RefSeq and is a predicted model, not a curated record. The transcript has 11 exons. Gene Ontology annotation, cellular component: spindle microtubule; cytoplasm; mitotic spindle pole. Gene Ontology annotation, molecular function: microtubule binding. Lineage: Eukaryota; Metazoa; Chordata; Mammalia; Artiodactyla; Bovidae. The coding region runs from base 193 to 1425 and encodes 410 amino acids.
GGAGCCGGCCCCUCCCCCGGCGCCUCCGGUAGCUGGGUCAGGACGCUGCAACCGCGGCGCUGGACCUUGGGACUCGGAAGCUCCCGGACUACUGUCCGCCCGCCGCUUCGCUCCCGAUCACCCCGCUGGCAGGUCCCAGGUCUCCGACGGCAGAGAGACCAGCGCCGCGAAAACAGAAACAAAACCUAAGAAAUGCCUCAUUCCACAAAUAGAGAAAUGAUACUUGGCAUUGUGGUGGGAACUGCCGGAAUCAGCUUGCUGCUUUUGUGGUAUCACAAGGUUCGUAAACCAAGGACAGCAAUGGAUUUGCCUAAAUUUCUUUCUCUGGGUAAUUCGCUUGAUCUGAUGACUUUGCAAGAUGAAGUGCCUAGUGGCCAAGGAACAACAGAGAUCUUUCAAGGAAGGCAGCUUCAAAUACUGCAGAAGUUAAACGAAUUACUGACAAAUAUGGAAGAACUCAAAGAGGAAAUCAGAGUUCUUAAAGAAGCCAUUCCAAAGCUGGAGGAGUAUAUACAAGGUGAACUUGGAGGGAAGGUAGCUGUUCACAAGAUAAGUCCUCAGCACAGAGCUAGAAGAAGAAGGCUUGCCACAGUUCAAAGUUCAGCAACAAGUAAUAGUUCAGAGGAAGCAGAAAGUGAGGGAGGGUAUGUUACAGCUAAUACUGACACCGAAGAACAGAGUUUUCCAGUCCCUAAGGCGUUUAACACUCAUGUGGAGGAAUUAAAUUUAGAUGCCCUUAUUCAGAUGGCUGAUAAUUUACGAGUGAAUGAGGGCAAAAAAGUGGAGAGUUUUGAGCUGCUUUGUGACCACAAAGAAAAGUUUAGAGAUGAAAUAGAGUUUAUUUGGCGGUUUGCUCGUGCUUAUGGAGACAUGUAUGAGCUAUCUACAAAUACACAAGAAAAGAAGCAUUAUGCUAAUAUUGGAAAGACAUUAGGUGAAAAAGCUAUUAUGAGAGCACCCAAGAAUGGAUAUUGUCAUCUAUGGUAUGCAGUUUUGUGUGGCUAUGUAUCUGAGUUUGAGGGCUUACAAAACAAAAUUAACUAUGGAUAUCGCUUCAAGGAACAUCUAGAUAAAGCAAUCGAAUUUUUACCUGAAGAACCCUUUUUGUAUUACCUCAAGGGAAGAUACUGUUAUUCUGUCUCAAAACUGAGCUGGAUUGAGAGAAAAAUGGCUGCUACUCUGUUUGGAAGUAUACCGUCCUCAACUGUACAAGAAGCUUUGCAAAAUUUCCUUAAGGUUGAAGAACUACAGCCUGGGUUUUCUAAGUCCAAUUACAUGUUCAUGGCCAAGUGUUAUGCCGAUCUUAAUCAAACCGACAAUGCUGUGAAGUUCUGUAAUUUGGCGAUGUUGCUUCCUUGUAUCACCAAAGAGGAUGAAGAUGCUCAGAAAGAGGUGAAAAAAAUAAGCACUUCCUUGAAGAGGUAAAUAAAAGAACUUGCUCUUCAACAAAUCAGAUGUGGUCUACUAAAAAUUUAGUCAAAGUUGUGUUUUUUUAAUUAUCCUGUUUUCCUUUUUGAUGUAAGGGCAGUGUGCUCAGACCUGAAGGUAAAACCAUGUUUCUGCAGGAUGCAUUCCGCUGGUAGCACUACAAAACUAAUUAUGUUAUUUGGAGAAAUCUAUUUCCUAUAAUGUCACUACAAAAUGAUCUUUAAACAUGUAUGCUUUAUAUUUUUCCUAUAAAUAAUGAACUAUAGUCUUCAGAAUAUUUCCUUAAAUAAAAUAUUAAAAUCAAUUCAA